This is a messenger RNA of Odobenus rosmarus divergens (Pacific walrus), 1319 nucleotides long. It is a transcript of the gene TIMM29, whose product is annotated as chromosome unknown open reading frame, human C19orf52. The transcript is spliced from 2 exons. Lineage: Eukaryota; Metazoa; Chordata; Mammalia; Carnivora; Odobenidae. The coding region runs from base 1 to 783 and encodes 260 amino acids. Gene Ontology annotation, cellular component: TIM22 mitochondrial import inner membrane insertion complex. Gene Ontology annotation, biological process: protein insertion into mitochondrial inner membrane. The record is from RefSeq and is a predicted model, not a curated record.
AUGGCGACGGCCGCUCUGAAGAGAUUUUGGUCCCGAAACCGUGAAGAGUCUGGUGUUCCAGCGGCCGCGAAGCCAGGCGUGUGGACGCGGUUGGGUUCCUGGGCCCGCGUGCUGCUCCGAGACUACGCCGAGGCCUGCGGGGACGCGGCGGCGGCGGCGCGGGCUCGGCCCUGGCGGGCGGCCGUGUACGCGGGGCUGCUGGGCGGCGCGGCGGCCUCCUGCGCGCUGGCGCCGAGCGAGGCGGCCUUCGAGGAGGCGCUGCUCGACGCGUCGGGAACCCUCCUGCUGCUGGCCCCGGCCACGCGCAACCGCGCCUCCGAGGACUACGUGCAGCGGCUGCUCUGGCUGCGGGGGCGCGGCCGCCUCCGCCACGUGAACCUGGGCCCCUGCGCGCUCGUGUACGAGGCGCCCGUCGACGCCGAGGCCAGCCUCUACCAGGCCCGCUGCCGCUACCUGCAGCCCCGCUGGGUCGACUUCCCGGACCGGAUCCUGGACGUGGGCUUCGUGGGCCGCUGGUGGGUGCUGGCGGCCCGGAUGCGCGACUGCGACAUCAACGACGAGGAGUUCCGACACCUGCCGGCCCAUCUGCGCGUCGUCGGGCCGCAUCAGCUGCUUUCCGAGACCAACGAGCGCCUCUUUGAUGAGAAGUACAAGCCUGUCGUGCUCACGGACGAUCAGGUGGACCAGGCGCUGUGGGAGGAGCAGGUCUUGCAGAAGGAGAAGAAGGACAAGCUCGCCCUGAGCCAGGCCGACUCCCUGGUGCGGUCGGAAGUCCCUAGAUGAGACCCAGGCCUGGGUCGGGAUCAGGCCCCGAGCCCUGGCGGACCGUCUGCCCGGGAUGGCGCAGUGGGUGUGAGCGAGCCUCAAAUGCAGAGUGACUUAAAUAAAUUAUGUACAGAGUGUUCUUUCCCUGGGUUUUCACAGCCUUUUUGGCCACUCUCCCUCUCCUCUCGUUCCUUGUUAGCUGAAGCUAAUUCAGAAUGAGUUUGGUCUAGGACUAGGUCUUUGUUGGUCUAGGAGUUGGGGGAGAGCAAAAGCGACAAGACCAGGUAAUGUUUAUCACUGCCAGAGUUAGUAAUGAGCCUCACGUACACACAUAAGCCUUUUUCUUUGAGCCUCAUAGUCUCUAGACCAAGGUUAAUUAUAUUUGUCAGGUGACUCCAAAGCUCUCCUAAGACCAUUCAGAUGUUCAUUUUAAAUUUGGAGUUGAAGUUUAUCCUCUUUCAUUUUCAUGAGUAGCAUUUUUAGUGAUUUUGAAGUAAAGUUAAAAAACAGCUCCAGGGGUACCUGGGUGGCUUAGUUGGUGAGGCGUCUGCCUU